This is a messenger RNA of Branchiostoma belcheri (Belcher's lancelet), 909 nucleotides long. RefSeq lists its product as uncharacterized. The coding region runs from base 63 to 569 and encodes 168 amino acids. The transcript is spliced from 3 exons. Lineage: Eukaryota; Metazoa; Chordata; Leptocardii; Amphioxiformes; Branchiostomatidae. The record is from RefSeq and is a predicted model, not a curated record.
UCUACCUGCAAACAACCCAAGGUUGAUGAUAACAAAGUCUAUCGAACAUCGCAACUAACAAGAUGGCGUCCGGACGAGUGCUGCUAGCGUCGUUGCUCCUGUUGGCGGGUGCGCAAAUGUUAGCGUUCGGUCAAAACAACAACUUCUCCGCCGAAAAAGUCGGCUGGAUCCGGUUCCUUGUUACCGUCAACGAUACCUGGGACCCAGACGGAUGCAUUGCCACCGUAGCAACGGACCAACUUCUCCCGAACAAGAAAUACAACCAAUCAGAGAAGAUCAUGGUCGGGUCAUGUGACCAUGGACCACUGGUGUACACUGUCUCAAACGCAGUUGGGUCCGCGAGGGAGUCAGCCAAGAUGUACGUGGACUUGACGUUCUACUCGUCCGUGAUCGAGGACGCCUCCCCGCCGACCUGCCACAUCCCGUGGAACGGGACGUACGUGUCCCCCCGCCCCAACACCGACCCCCGGGACGACUCCCCACUCCCGGGCUGCUUCACCAUGGAAUCACGGGAAGGCUAUCACAUGACCGCCUACUGGUUCUACCUGCUGGAUUGGGGAUGGGCGUAGCGGCUUUUAGAAAUGUAUUAGCCUAUACCAGGCUACUUUGGUGGCUGAGGAAAUUAGAUAUAACCAGUUACCAUGGUGACAGACGUCCGGUUCAGGUCAUUGACCUUACUUGUUUGGAGAAGAAAGUGAAGAAGAAACAGAGGAAAAACAACAUAUUUUCCUGCUGCAAAAACAUAAAAAUUGUAAAAUGUGUUAAGGCACUCGUACUGGAGUUAGCCAAUGAAAUGGGGGUAGCCGAUGUUCCACUAUUUCGUCCGGCACCAAAGGAGUUUGGUUUAUGCUUUGCCAGAAAGAAAAAAAAAAGAGAAAAUUCAGCUGAAUUUUGAUACUGGCAUACUGG